AGUACAUAGUACCGCAUUUCAUUCAACACAACAGUGACCGCGACAUAAAUGACAUCCCCCUGCGAUCGCAUCCCACAACCUCCCGUCCCCCAACUACAUGUCAGCCUACCUCAACCAGCCUGUGCAAAUAAACACAAUGGCGUGCUCAACAUGCGGCACCGAAGCCUUUGCCUGGCUAGCCGAGACCUUCGUCUGCCCCACCUGUGGCGACGACGACUACGUAGUUCCGCUUUUCGCGACCGACCUCGAGCGAGAAAACGCCGCGAGACGCACAGACACAGGCGAAGAGCAUAUCACAUUCACUGAAGGCAGGCGCGAGAUCGGGAGCAGAAAGCGAAAGAGAACUGAAAGCAAGGAUAGUGAUACACAAUAAGAUCGUCGUGUAUCCGACGCUGAAUCCUCGGUCAGGAUACGUGGAGUCUGCUUUGAUAUGUGAGGCGCUGUGUCGUAGCCUGGAUUACUU
This is a messenger RNA of Didymella exigua CBS 183.55, 463 nucleotides long. RefSeq lists its product as uncharacterized. Lineage: Eukaryota; Fungi; Ascomycota; Dothideomycetes; Pleosporales; Didymellaceae. The record is from RefSeq and is a predicted model, not a curated record. Bases 98 to 373 code for a protein of 91 amino acids. The transcript has a single exon.